UUUGUCCGCGCUGGCUUCCCAUCGCUGUGGAAGCUUCAUGCCAUUGUCUCGUUGUCAAAAACAGUCCGUCUGGUCGGAAACUUUGAAACUGGGUAAUUACAGUUCAGGCUUGUUUCAGAUACUGCCAAAUCCAAGUAUGAGCUUAUGAGAAGUGAGAGCGUUUGGAGUAGCUCUGGUAUGCAACAAGUAGUUGAAGACUGAAAAGAGCAUUUCUAGAGAAGAGAAGCACGGAGCAGGUGUUACUGAAUGGCAUGAGUUGUUGAGCAGUGCCAGAAGUGAUGGCAGAGCUGGAGGUGGAUCAGUCCAACCUGCCCAGAGUCCAGGAGGUAUGCCAGUGUUUUGCUGUACUGGAGGAUGGAGCUCUAGCUCAUAACCUGCAGGAGCAGGAAAUUGAGCAGUACUACAACUCAAAUGUGCAGAGGAGUCAGCUGGUGCAGAGAGACAUCAGAGUAGCCAAGAGACUCCAGGAUGAGGAGCAGCAGAGGGUUCAGCACCAGGCCACUCGCCAACUGGAGGAGCGAGACUCAGAAUAUGCACGCAUGAUUCAGGAGGACAUCCAGCGGCGUGCGGACGAAGCUCGGAGAAGGGAGGUGGAGGACGAGGAAAUAGCAAAAAGGAUACAAGAAGAGGAAGCGCUUUAUUUGAGACACGGGAGCAGUUACCAACAUAAAGAUUGUAGAGAGUCUACAAGCAUUCCUGCUCGUCCAUACUUUGCGCGGAGUGUUCAUGUACCUCACAACCGGUCUCCAACCAGAAAAUGGCAGCACUCCUGCUCGCCCACCUACUCAGACUCAGAAGAGGACCUGAUUGAGUACAGUAGGCCUACAGUCAUACGACAGUACAGCAAACCCACUAUAGGGCAGAGGAGGCUCAUCAACAGACCUUCCAGAGCUCAUUUAGAGCAGGACGACAAAAGCAUGACCAGCCAAUGCAGCAGUAACAGAUCAUCACACCUGUCAGGUGGAUGGGGUGAUGUCAUUAAGCUCAUAAAGAACGAUAUGAGUGAACAAGGCUACCUCAGCCACAGCUCUGAGGAUGAUCUCUUUGAACCAGUCUAUAAACUUGAGAAAAUAUUGCGACAGAAGAAGUCGGUCUCAGGAAAGGGGCUGAGUCGACACAGCAGCAUGAGGGAGGAUCGUAACAGAAUGUGGCAGGGAGAUGGUUAUGGUCGUAGAGAGAGUUUUAGAGAAAGACAUGUUCAUUUUCCAGAUGAACGGAAGCGCUCUAACAGUUCUCUUGCCAGUGGUUGGAGGACCUAUGAAAAUGGUCACAGGGAUACUAGGGAAAGAGUUCAAUGUUCAACAGGCAUACUAAGAGAUGAUCACACACACCUUGGUGAAACUCAAGGUCCCCAAACUCAAGCUCAGGGGUUUCGACGCAACAUUUCAAUGCGACGUAGUUAUCAUGGUAACAUCAGGCGGACAUCGGUGUGUGAGGGAAGCAGAGCCUGCAACGUAGAUGAUUCCAACUUGGCUAGACCAAGACCCCCAAAUAAUGCCCCCUCACUGCAGCCUAGAGUGCCACAGUUGGAGUUGGAAGUGGACAACCACUUGAGAGAUACGAGAAGUUGGGAGAUGGCGAGAGGCAGAAAUGCACGGCAUAGAGCUCGAUCAUUAACGGAGGAUGAAAGGAGGAUAGACCAGGACCACAGGCAUGGAGAGGGUAGAGUGAGGCGAAGUCAAAGUGAGCGCUGUCAGACGUUCGAGGAACAGAGAUCGAGCACAGAGGAAAAGUUGGAGAGGGACAGCAGGAGGGAGGAAAGACGGAUACAAAGACUCCAGUCUUCUGGAGCAGGACCUGCAAUUAGGAGUGGAACAGCUGCACUUGACUUGGGAGAUUUGGAGCAAGUGCUGCUGGAUGAGGAGUUGGCCCGCAGGCUUCAGGAAGAGGAGGAGAAAUUGGCCGAAGAGACUCAACAAGGUUGCUCUCCUGUUAGAAGGGACUGUCCUAUUGAAGACUUCACAGCAGCACAGGUUGCUCAGGAUGAGGAAAUAGCACGUUUCAUGCAAAAACAGGAGAUAAAGGCUAAACGGAGGUCUCGUGAGCUGGAACCUGUACAAGAAUACAGGGAGAAUGAUAGAAGAACAGCAUGUGACAGACAGAGGCAGAGACUGGACUCUGAGGGUCUUCAAUCCCCAGUUGAUGACUUUACCCCAGGCAAUCAGCACCAUAGUCACGUUUCCACGACAAUGCAAUCCCAAGCCAUCAGAAAUAUUGCAGAAGAGCUGGACCCCACCUUUCAAAGAAAGGAUGCAGCUGAAUCAGAUUCCUGUCAAAAUCAAACUUCACAACAAGUAGGUUUGUACAGCUCCUUGGAGGAACCUACUUUUGUGCCCCCCACGAAACGACCUAGUGAUAAACUGGGACGGGUAAAGCCCAAGGAAAAAAAGGAAAAUGCAAAACAGAAAGAGAACUGCAAGCAGCAGUGAUGUUGGACAUAUAAAAGUGUGAAAUAAACUGCAAUAUUGAAUUAAUAACCAAAUUAGAUUAAUGAAAUGCAUGCAUGUCCUGGCAGUUUGGGGCUUUCCAGUCUUCUGCUUUCUCCAAGACUUUGGAUACUUUUGCAAUCAACAAAUCAAUUUGAACUUGCAAAACAGGGACACUCCAUCCAGAUGAUGCUGUUAUUACUAUUAAACAUCUGUCUAUGUCAUGUCA
Messenger RNA from Puntigrus tetrazona (Sumatra barb), 2655 nucleotides. RefSeq names its product coiled-coil domain containing 187 (gene ccdc187). The transcript has 13 exons. The record is from RefSeq and is a predicted model, not a curated record. NCBI's taxonomy places the organism in Eukaryota, Metazoa, Chordata, Actinopteri, Cypriniformes, Cyprinidae. Bases 279 to 2429 code for a protein of 716 amino acids.